Molecule: messenger RNA, 357 nt
Organism: Coniophora puteana RWD-64-598 SS2
Lineage: Eukaryota; Fungi; Basidiomycota; Agaricomycetes; Boletales; Coniophoraceae
Exons: 1
Source: RefSeq, a predicted model, not a curated record
CGACUCGAUGACGUCUCAGCGCUUGAUCACAUCAAAAACCUACAGCUCACCAUGGGUCUUUUUCACAAGCAGCUGAACCUAGCCUGGCAAAACAUGGAUGUCCACAAACACUCUGUCGACACUCCCGGUAGCUUCGCAUGGACGAUCUCAAUCCUUGGGCUCAAGAGGCUUCACAGAGAGAAGCCGGACUAUCAGACGAUGGUCCAGCUAUUAUUUAAUACAGUGCUACAGGCUAAUGUGCUAGUCUACUGGGAGAUCAUCACCGGUAAAUUGCUUUGGGAUCUUGCAAAGGACAAGCCCAGUGCUUCUACUCUCCUUGAGACGGCUCAGAAAAUUCACUCACAGUUCUUCUGUCCC